AUGUUAUGCUCUGGUAUUGGAAAUCUGACUUUGGCACCUAUAAUAGGUGCUAUAAGAGAUAACACUAAUAAUUACCAAUUAGCACUUAACAUGAUCACUGCUAUUUUCGGAGUAAUUGGAAUUACCUAUAUGUGUAAACUAUUAUAUAAAAAUAAUUGCAGUCAGGGACAUCAACAGAAAUCUCCAGUAUUAAAUAAAAAUUUAAAUGUUGCAUGA
Pieris macdunnoughi is the source of this 216-nucleotide messenger RNA. Lineage: Eukaryota; Metazoa; Arthropoda; Insecta; Lepidoptera; Pieridae. The record is from the annotation of a GenBank genome assembly.